AUGCAGAUUCAACUGAAGUUCCUCAGCUCAAUUCAGGUCUUGUCAUCCAUUUUUAUCGGUCAUAUUGCACUGGAGUCUUGCGGCAUUUUUAUCAGAGCUGUAAAAUCGCAAGAUGCCUCUCGAUGCCGCCGUUUGGAUUUUACGUCUCAUAAAGCAUUUGAUGGUGAACGCCUCAUAAACCACGUGAUUCACGUUCAUGACGUUUCAAAUGCAAAGGCUUGUUGGGUGCUGUGCUAUCUGGAAGCUGAUUGUGUCAGUUACAAUUUUGAAAAACAACCAGACGGGGAGAGUGGAAUGCACAGUUGUGAACUGAAUAAUUCCACUCAUGAAGGACAUGACGAAGACCUUGUAGGAAACAUAAGUUAUUUUUAUCGUGGAGCUGAAAGCGCUUGUAUCGAAAACCCUUGCAAGAACGACUCCACUUGUCAAAGCGGUUUUACCAACAAAGGUUUUAGAUGUUUGUGUCAUGCUGGAUUCAAGGGUCAAUUCUGCGAUGAAGAAAUUGAUGAAUGUCGCGAAGGAACACACAACUGUAGCCUGCUCGCAGUGUGCAGAAAUACCAAGGGGUCGUAUAACUGUACAUGUAAACCAGGGUACCAUGGCAAUGGAAGGAGUUGCAGUAGGAUUGCUGUGACGUGUCAAGAAGUUUAUGAAUCGAAUCGCUUAAACAAAAGUGGGGUAGUUACUCUCUACAUUGACUCAAAGAAAAUGUCCAUUUUCUGUCACGUUGGUGAAUUUGGAUGUGGUGAUGGAGGAUGGACUCCCGUUCUGAAAAUGAACGGCAGCAAGGAGACAUUUCAUUACAAAUCCCCACUGUGGACAUCCAAAUAUGGCUACAAUUUUCCAGGAGGAGAGACCGGGUUUGACUCACUAGAGACCAAAUUACCAACAUACUGGAACACAUCCUUCAAAAAGAUCUGUCUCGGCAUGAAGAUAGGAAAAAAUGCGAACUUCAUUGUGAUCGAAAAGCCAGCCGAAUCUCUAUACUCACUGAUCGCUGACGGACAACAUCGGAAAACAUCACUUGGUCGUGACGAGUGGAAGAAGCUUAUUGGCUCGGAGGACUCUUUACAACCCAACUGUAACAGGGAGGGCUUUAACCCAGAGUGCCGGUUUAACAAAGUAAGAAUUGGAAUUCUUGGUAACAAUGAAGACGAUUGCAACACUUGUGAUUCCAGAAUUGGGUUUGGUACAGGUGGAAAUCCAGAUGACAAAAACACGUGUGGAAACGUGAAUCGAUCUAAGAAAGGGCGUAGAAUCAAAGCCAUAGGAUACAUACUGAUUAAGUGAAGGAAAACCUGAGUUUUAACUUUAGUCGAAGUAUGAAUUACUAAGAUGAUAAAUAUCGACACUUUUAAUAAAUUAUUAUUAUCUUUUGCUUGGAUGAAAGUGGUCGAAACGGUGUCACGCGACCGAAUAUGUUCCUGCGAAAACUGAGAAAAAUUCAGUUAUAAUUCAUCAAAUAUGUUUGCACGGGCGCGAUUGAUCUAAGCGCAUCACGUGAUCGAAUAUGUCUAAGCUCAAACUGGAGAUUAUGUGAGGUUAUAGCCCAAGUAAUAUUCCCCCAUUAAUUUUUAAACCAACGACGAAAGUGUUCGUUUACAACUUGAUUCGAACCUCCAUUUAGCGCGAAAAUUAUCCUACUCCACAUUUGUCUUUGGACAUUAUCUGCUCCUCGGAGCUUACAGUUUUUCUUGCGUUUCGCUCUCGGAAGGCUGUUCGCAUUUUGGAACAGAUAACAGCAAUUAUUAAAAGCUGGA
Stylophora pistillata is the source of this 1760-nucleotide messenger RNA. RefSeq lists its product as uncharacterized. The record is from RefSeq and is a predicted model, not a curated record. Lineage: Eukaryota; Metazoa; Cnidaria; Anthozoa; Scleractinia; Pocilloporidae. Gene Ontology annotation, molecular function: calcium ion binding.